AUGGCGUCACUUGAGUCGGCGGUUCGUUUUCUGGCGCUAUGGGAUAUGGGAGUCGUGUAUACGCUCCUUCCCUUGCUGCGUAGGAAGCUUAUCUGGGCACCGGUUCCUCGCUCACUUGUUCUGUUCCAUGCGCUUUGGGCCCUCCACCCCGUCCUUGACCCAGUGGACUUCUUAUCGGAGAGCGAAGUGCAUCUCGUCAACCGACCGACCGACCGACCGACAGGCAGACGGACGGACGGACAGAUGGGCUGGUUCCAAAGUCCCGAGUUGCCACAAUGA
Messenger RNA from Aspergillus niger, 279 nucleotides. RefSeq lists its product as hypothetical. Lineage: Eukaryota; Fungi; Ascomycota; Eurotiomycetes; Eurotiales; Aspergillaceae. The transcript is spliced from 2 exons. Bases 1 to 279 code for a protein of 92 amino acids. The record is from RefSeq and is a predicted model, not a curated record.